Messenger RNA from Paracoccidioides lutzii Pb01, 558 nucleotides. RefSeq lists its product as hypothetical. Bases 1 to 558 code for a protein of 185 amino acids. The record is from RefSeq and is a predicted model, not a curated record. The transcript has 3 exons.
AUGACCAUUUCCAUUAUCCCGCAAACAGUUAACGUUACUUUGGAUCGCCUUCGUCAUCUUUACUUCCACCAGCUGGGUACAUAUUUUACCCAUCAGGCACUACAACGAUGUUACAGGAAGGAAGUUCGAUGUUGCGGUGAGCAUGCGGCAGCUUCUGAAAUCGGGGACUACACAAUUCCAAGACAGAUUGAUAAAGACAUACAUGGGAAACUUCCCAACACGGCGGGUGUAUUCAUAGGCAACGUAAUCUGGGACUGUUGGCAUCGGGGCAGGUAUCGGAGGAUGCAAGUUGUCUAUGGCGUGCUCUCGGAGCUCUCAGAGCGCCAUCUCUGGGGUUUAAUCUUAGGCACUAUGGCCGGAAGUGACUCCAGAUACCACUCUUUGCAAUCUAUGUUGACGCAACGUCAGCUGGCGCUGCUGACUCCGAAUGCGAAAAGUCAUAGGCGAAAAAUCAUUGGCGAAAGGGGCAAUGUCAAGUCACCUGAAGAGGAUUAUGUUCACUACGUAAAGAACUCCGAUGGUAAUACUCGACAGCCGGAGAUAAAGAAAGUCAAUUAA